Molecule: messenger RNA, 1043 nt
Organism: Salvelinus sp. IW2-2015
Lineage: Eukaryota; Metazoa; Chordata; Actinopteri; Salmoniformes; Salmonidae
Product: deoxyuridine 5'-triphosphate nucleotidohydrolase
Biological process (GO): dUTP catabolic process; dUMP biosynthetic process
Molecular function (GO): magnesium ion binding; dUTP diphosphatase activity
Source: RefSeq, a predicted model, not a curated record
AACUAGCCACAAAUUCUGACGAACUCAAUCGUCAUAAAACGCAUUUACAGCGAUGCGUUUCUCUAGCUUGGUUUAAUACAAACUUUAAUAAAUAACGAGGAGCACCCAAAAUGUGUUUUGUGCAGGGAAGUGCUUAGUAAUGAGUAUCUCAAAACGAACAAAUUAAAACGACAGGUCUUGACCAAACACCCAGCAUGACGGUAAACCCAGAACAGGGAAGAAUGCGUCAGGAAACAGUGCUUCGACAGUGGYAAAGCGCUGGAGCCGCAGCCGGGGAGGACUGUAUCUUUAACAAGAUGGAGCACUUCGUUGCAAAGCAGAGGCUCUACUGGCGGUGUUGUUCUUCGAUUAUCGCUGCCCAGUCUUCAGUACUCUCACACAGAACAUUUUAUCUGCAUUCUCCCACUCUGGCCAGGAGAAAAGGAUGCGAGAAAGCAGAAGUGAUAGACGCCGCAGAAGUUUCUCCACUGAAGAGGACAAAGCCACAUGCGGUGGCAGAGAAUGUGAUAUCGGUGCUGAAGUUCUCCAAGUUGUCCGAACAUGCCACUGCUCCUACCCGGGGCUCUGCUAAAGCUGCAGGCUACGACCUGUUCAGUGCGUAUGACUACAGUAUUGGUCCUAUGGACAAGGCUAUCGUGAAGACUGACAUCCAGAUAGCUGUUCCUUCAGGCUGCUAUGGCAGAGUGGCACCACGGUCUGGGCUGGCUGCAAAACACUUCAUCGAUGUUGGGGCUGGAGUAGUGGAUGAGGACUAUAGAGGUAGUGGGGUGGUGCUGUUCAACUUCAGCAAGGAAACCUUUGAAGUGAAAAAAGGGGACCGUGUGGCUCAGCUGGUGUGCGAGAGGAUCUGCUACCCAGACCUGCAGGAGCUAAAGACUCUGGAUGAGACUGAGCGUGGGGUUGGAGGAUUUGGCUCCACAGGCAGCAACUGAUACAUCCACAUUGUAAACCAUUUGUUUUGUUCUGUUACAUGUUAUAUAAUAAUUACAUUCUUUAAUAAAGAUUGUUAUUAUCCCUUUGCCAUUAAUGGCAAUGAAACAUCA